Molecule: messenger RNA, 1974 nt
Organism: Selaginella moellendorffii
Lineage: Eukaryota; Viridiplantae; Streptophyta; Lycopodiopsida; Selaginellales; Selaginellaceae
Product: probable serine/threonine-protein kinase PBL11
Exons: 4
Coding region: 317-1945 (542 amino acids)
Biological process (GO): protein phosphorylation
Molecular function (GO): protein kinase activity; ATP binding
Source: RefSeq, a predicted model, not a curated record
AGAAAGAUAUUUUCCCUGGCGAGGGGAGAGAGAGAAAAUCCCGGCCGUUAAUGGUUAAGCAUAUUCGUCAGGCAUAACGCGUGCUAGCCGUCCAUACGGGGAUCAUCGUGGCCGUUGCCCACACUCACACGAUGGCGCUUUUAAGCUAGUGAAGAUCUCUCACUGGGACGGCCAACCGAUCCUCUCUUUGGAUUCCAAGGAAAAGCGAGAGAGAGAUCCAUUCCAUAGCAGCAUUUGGACGAUACCAUCGGGGUAAGGAAGGGAUUUUUGAUGCUAGGAGAGAUUCUAGAGGGGAGGAAGAGGAAGAAGAAGAGGAAUGCGGUGCUUCGCCCACAAGAAAUCGCGGCACAAGAAGGCAUCACUGGCGGGGCAGGACGCCUCCGCCAAGAUGAUGCGAACCAUGUCGGCUCCACCCACAUUCCUGGUCACGGAUGACGACCCAAUCCCGCCGCCGCCACCACUGGCUCACCCAUCGCCAUCGCCUUCGCCAUCGCCAUCUCCCAGCGCCAUCGCCAGGAACCCAAGAUCAAAGCCCACCGCCAUCGCCGUGCCCAAGAUCUCCACCAGGUUGGAAGAUGGCUCCUCGUCGCCCCUCGUCACCCACUCAGGCCCCAGUGGAUACGCGAGCUUGAGCGGCGUGAGGAGGGAUCCCAUCGUCUUCCGGGGCCAGCCACUGCCGCUGCCCACGCCAGAGUCUUGCGGCCUCUCGCCAGAACCAUCGAGAUUCAUGGGCUCCCCGGCGGUGACCAGGGAUUCCACCGCUGCCAGUGAUCACUAUCGCCCCGGCAAAGAGUUCAAGAAAUCGGCAUCCAUGCCACUGCCAAGGCCACCGCCAGUAGCCCACGAGAGGCUGGCCGCCGCGCACAUCACCUUUUGCCCCGAGACCUCGUGCAUUGGCGAGUCCGGCAAUGGCCCGGCUUUCACUUGCACCGUCUCGAUCGAUGCCAAUCCCCGCGGCGGCGGUAGCAGCAAGGACUCCACGCAAGCGGUGCUCGUCCGGCUAUCGGACACGACAAUGCAGGAUUCCAAGGCUUGGAUCGAGCACGUCAAGGAGAUUGUGUGCCUGCGCGACGCGCACCUCAGCCGGAUCCUGGGAUUCAGCUUCACCACCGACGAGAAGCUGGUGGUUUACGAGAUCCAGGCCAACGGGAGCUUGGACAGGCUCUUGUAUGGCCGGAGCCGCGAUCGGCCGCCGCUCGACUGGGCGACGCGGGUGAGGAUCGCCACCGAUGCCGCGCGGGGGCUCGCGUUUCUUCACGAGCGAUCGCCCACAAAGCUCAUGUACAAGGACUUUAGAACUUUCAACGUGCACGUCGACAAGGAGCUGCGAGCACGACUCAUGGGCUAUGGAUUCACGCAGAGGUUUAUGAAUCCGAGCUCGCUCAUGGUGGCGGCCUACGCGGCGCCCGAGCUUCUCCAACGAGGAACGCAGUCGCUACCAUCGCCCAAGAGCAACGUGUGGAGUUUCGGAGUGGUGCUGCUGGAGAUCCUCACCGGCCGCCAGAACCGGGACGAGAUGUUCGCGGUGGAGGAGCAGGACCUGGUCGGCUGGACGGCGCCGUAUCUAGCCAACGACAAGAAGCUCUUCCUGGUCGUGGAUCCGGAGCUCAAGGGGAUGUUCCCGGCGAGAUCCGUGUCGCUCUUUGCAAAGCUGGCGGCGCAGUGUUUGCAAAGGGACCCGGCGGCGCGGCCCAGCAUGGAUCAAGUUGUCCAGUCCCUGGAGCACGUCCAGGCCGAGCGCGAUCACCACAUCAAAUUGUUCGAUGCCUCGGCGGGGAGUGACAGUCGCAAGCCACUCAUCGAAGCUCUCAGGGAGUGUAGCAGCCCCGGGGCGGCGGUGGCGAUCCAUCCGGCCUUCUCCACCGUCAAUGGCACUCACGUCCAGAAGAAGAUCGUCACCCGGAUCAUCAAAACGCUGUGUUCUUCGCCAGGAACUUUCGACUAGAUGGAGAGAUGGAUGGAUGGAUUGGAUCA